This is a messenger RNA of Closterium sp. NIES-65, 1425 nucleotides long. Lineage: Eukaryota; Viridiplantae; Streptophyta; Zygnematophyceae; Desmidiales; Closteriaceae. The record is from the annotation of a GenBank genome assembly.
AUGCCGCUGGUUACAGCGUUACGUGUAACAAUGCCUCACCUCGCCAUGCCGCCCGCUGCACUGCCUCGCCGUUACAGGAUCAGCAGCGGCAGGAACUGCAUGCUCAAGAACGACCGUUACAGGAACGACGGUUACAGGAACGACGGUUACAGGAACGACGACAACAAGAACGAUGGCUCCAGGAACGUCGAUUACAGGAAUACGCACGCGCAGCAGCGAUUCUGGGUGGCGGAAGUGGCGCGCCUGGAGGCGCAAGUGGCGGAGACCAGGCGGCAGAUGGAGGAGAUGCGGACGGAAAGACGGGCAGCGGAGAGGGAAGCGGAGCGGAGGGGGAGGGAGGUGCGGAGGCUUGAAGAGCGGGUGGAGAGUGGGGAGAGGGAGAGGCGGGUUCUCAUGGGGGAGGUGGAAUUGGUGAAGGCACAACUGAGGAAGGUGAGACUGAUGGUGGGGGAAGAGGGAGGUUUGGUGAACCGAGGGCAAGAGAGGAUCGAGGGUGAGGGUGUGGGAAGAGAGAGUGUGGAUGGUUCGGGGGUUGGAGAGGAGUGGGGAAGCGAGUUAGCAGCAAUUAACGGGUUUGGUCAGAGGCCGGGAGUAGUUGGGGAGAAGAAGAGUGCGAAAAACGAGGAGAGGAAGCGUGGAAGGGGGGAGGAUGAGGAGGAUAGGGAUAGAGGGGUGGGGAAUGAGAAGGAGAGACGUGGGAGGGAGGAGGGCGAUGCGGAUAUGAGUAGACGAGAGAAGUCUAGUUUUGAGGCGGAUAUGAGUAGACAAGAGAAGGAUGAGGUGGAUGGGCGUAGGGAGGCGGGGAGUGAGGAGGUCAGGCCGCAGAGUGUUGACAGGUGCACUUCGGUUCUGGGACCACUUGCAGCAGAGAGGGCACAUGCAGUGAGGGAGGGCGGUGCAGCAGAAGCAGCUGUGGCAGGGCUCUCCCGCCAGCUGGCAGUCCAGCUGGCACGCUUGGGUAGGCUGUCAAGACCGUUGGCGAGGGGUGGGGACUUGGGUGGCAAGCAGGUGGUUGCGGUGGGAUUUGAUAUGCGGGCGGCAGACAGGAUGGAGGGUGAUGUGUGGAGAGAGGGUGAGGAGGGUGUUGAAAGGCUCGCUUACAGCCUCCCUGUCUCCGCACACCUCCUGCUCUCCUCCUCCUCCCACACCUCUGCUCUCUGCCACCCCUCCUCUCUCUCCCACCUCCACUCCCCCUCUCUCCCCCGCUUCCCUCUCCCCCCACACUCCACCCUCUCAGGACUCCAACGGCUCCCCCCCUCUCUUCCACAGUUCCUCCCACCUCCUCCUCCCACCUGCACCUCCUCCUCUCUUCCCCACCCCCACCACUCCUUCCGCCUUCCUCUCACAGCUCUUCGCAUUUGGUCCCAUCCGUCCCGCUCCCGUCCCUUCUCUUCCACCCCCUCCUGUCCACUCCACCUCCUCUGA